Molecule: messenger RNA, 936 nt
Organism: Perognathus longimembris pacificus (Pacific pocket mouse)
Lineage: Eukaryota; Metazoa; Chordata; Mammalia; Rodentia; Heteromyidae
Product: olfactory receptor 1052-like
Biological process (GO): G protein-coupled receptor signaling pathway; sensory perception of smell
Cellular component (GO): membrane
Molecular function (GO): olfactory receptor activity; odorant binding; G protein-coupled receptor activity
Source: RefSeq, a predicted model, not a curated record
AUGGCUGAUAGAAAUGUCAGUGUGGUCACUGAAUUCAUCCUCCUGGGUCUGACUGAUAACCCUGAGUUGAAUAUCUUCCUCUUUUCAUUGCUUCUCUUGAUUUAUGUUUGCACAGUGUUGGGCAACUUUUGGGUUAUCAUAGUCAUUGUGGCCAGUAACCAGCUUCAUUCUCCCAAAUACUUCUUCCUUAGCCACUUGGCUUUCUUGGAUUUCUGCUAUUCCUCCGUAUUUAUUCCUAAAAUGUUAGUGAGCUACAUGGCAGGGCAGAAAGCCAUCUCCUAUUACAGUUGCCUCCUGCAGUAUGCCUUGGUCAGCAUGCUCCUGACUACAGAAUGCUUCCUUCUGGCUGCCAUGGCCUAUGAUCGCUAUGUUGCCAUUUGCCGCCCACUUCACUAUAGAGGACUCAUGACCCUAUGCUGCAUCUAUCUGGUUGCUGCUUCUUACCUGUUGGGUUGUGCCAACUCCCUCACCCACCUGGGUAGCUUGCUCAGUCUGUCCUUCUGUGGACCCAAUGUUAUUAACCAUUACUUUUGUGAUAUUCCACUGCUCUUUCAACUCUCCUGCUCUGACACCCAUCACAGUGAGAUUUUAUUCCUUGUCCUUUCAGGAGCAACCUCAGUGAUUACACUUUUCACUGUAAUUACUUCCUAUCUGGGAAUUCUUCUCAAUGUACUGAAAAUUCACUCUACCAGAGGCAGAUAUAAAGCUUUGUCCAUCUGUGCCUCUCACCUGACUGUAGUAAUUCUAUUUUAUGGAACAGUGAUAUUUACAUAUCUGGGAACCAGCUCCAGCUACUCACAAAAUAGGUCCAAAAUCUUCUCUGUGUUUUAUACCCUUUUGCUUCCAGUGCUCAAUCUUCUGAUAUAUGGCAUAAAGAACAGAGAGGCCAAAGAAGCCAUGAAAAGAAUAUUACAGAGAAAGAUAUUUGCUCACUGA